Molecule: messenger RNA, 2918 nt
Organism: Mytilinidion resinicola
Lineage: Eukaryota; Fungi; Ascomycota; Dothideomycetes; Mytilinidiales; Mytilinidiaceae
Exons: 1
Coding region: 1-2697 (898 amino acids)
Source: RefSeq, a predicted model, not a curated record
AUGUACGACUUCUUCCUAUUCGGCCAGAUCUCUCAAGAGCUCAUGCGCACGAAGGAGGCUACAUACGGAGAGACAGAUAAUCUUGGCCGACACUGGACUCUAAACGUCGCCGACCUUAUUCUUAGCAGUACAUUCAACUGGGCUUUCAAGAUCCUCUUUCCGAGCUACCAUUGGACUCUGGUAGCUCUGAACGUUGUACUAAAUAUGUUUGUCUUUAGCCAUCAUGUUGUCCAACUGUGGUCACACAAACAGAUCACGAGGCUGUCGAGAUGGAAUAGAUAUGCAUGGAGAUGGCGGGACUUCUACAUUGAGCGUGCCUGCUUAUGGACCAUUCGGUACCUCGACGUUCCAGCAGCGAGAAUUAUGUUGAGCGUGUGGUGGACGACAUGCCACUGGUUCUACAGAAAAAUGACUCCAGAUCUGAUGAGGCGGCUGUCCUUGAUCUGUUCCAUUAUGGGUAUGGUUUACUGGUCCAACCCGGACUCUCGCUAUCUGAGAUCUGCUAGAAACAUGCUGUUAGCAUAUUCUCUGUGGAUGAGGGAGAUAGCGAAGUUCACCAAUCCAAACCCACCAGAAUACACCUACACCCCUUUGAAGGGUCCAGAGGACAUUCGUGUACUCCUUCUGCACCCCCGUUUUGGGUUCCGGCCAGUCUGCUGCAGCCUGGUGCAAGGCCCUCAUAUGCGACUCCUGCUGUAUGAAGCUAUUUCGUAUACUUGGGGAAAGAUGGAUAAAACCGAGGAUCUCGACGGUCGUCGGGUCGCCAUGUAUUCAACUGAGGAGAUACUUGUCGACGGUUGCAAGAUGAAAAUUCCCAAGAGCGCCUUUGAAAUCCUUGCCAGCUACAGUUCUCUCUUCUUUCCACGACUUCUUUGGAUAGAUGCUAUAUGCAUUGACCAAAAGAACGAAGCCGAAAAGUCUCAACAAGUUCCAUUAAUGAGAAAGAUCUAUCAGCACGCGCUCUUCACGACCGUGUUUUUAGGCCAGUUCCCGAUACAGCAGGGCCAGGACAACAUUAGGGGAUCCUUGUUGCCUUUUCGGUAUGACGGCAUCUAUCCCAUCGAUGCGAGGUCACGAGCACAUUUCAAGAAUGCUCAAUUGACGUUUGAUCUAUUCAAUGAGUUCCGCAUCCUCAAAAAACCAUUGCGACGCUUUGGGAAGGACAUCUACGAACUUUAUGAAUCGCUAUGUCGCGCCGAAUCAAAGCCACCUCAGUGGGCAGCACUUCUUGAGUUGCUGCAACACCCUUGGUUUGAACGCGUAUGGGUCGUGCAAGAAGUUGCAAUGCCACAACACGUGCAAGUGAGGUACGGAGAUGAAGUUAUCGAUUGGGACAUCAUUGCGAGCGGAGUGGAGAUGAUUCAUUCCUCUCGACAGUUCCGACUAUGGUUGGAGUUGGCACACGAUAUUCAACUCCGGCACGUUCAGCACUCCAGUCUCUACAACAUCAUCCGAAUGCAACGCUUCCGCCAAAAGCUUCACUCCUCGGAAAGUUGGCGUAGGGAAGAGAUCAAGAUUCUUGAAGCCCUCUCACAGAGCUUCUAUUUUAAAGCAACCAAUCCUCGCGACCACAUCUAUGGUUUGAUGUCCUUCUGCGGAGACCCUGUUGAAGUAGAUUAUGGAGCUUCAGUGGAGGAUACUUUUUUAAAUGCUGCAACGGAGCUCUUUGAGAGAGCGGGCGGGAUACGUCUCUUACUCCAUGCUGCGGGCUUGGGUAACAGAUAUGAGAUCCCCACCAUCACACUGACACUGCCAUCUAAGACCACCACCACCAUCUCAUCGACACUACGGCUACCAUCUUGGGUCCCUGACUGGACUAAUGCACCAAAAUACGACAGAUUGCAGGACUCCGACCGAUAUCUGCGCCCGAAAGAGUAUGAAGCAGGGGGGGAGGCCAUACUCACAGUCAACAUGAAGAAUGAUAGGGUUCUCCACCUCUCGGCUGCCUGCAUAGACGCUGUCUACGAGCUUGGGACUCCACUUUUCAUUAUGGCGGAUCAGGGUGUGAUUGGCACAGCAGACGAAAUGUCCCAUCUGGCAGUUAACUACGAGGAGUGUUGGAAGACUCUCACCAGUUCCCCGUGCACGGACGAUACAUAUGCGCAUACUUCACCAAAGCAACCGCUGAAGGAAGCGUUCCACCGAACACUACUAAUCAACAGGCCCUUUGAGUGGGGUAAAUCGCUCGAGGACACCCUUGUGUCCUUCGCGAAAUGGGCUGAGCAGCUCAAAUUCUUUCGUUUCACGUCGUUUGCUCAUCGAGAAGAAGAAGUAUAUCAACUACUGCAAAUCAUGGAUAAGAUCACUAGUGCGGUCGAAUCUUCUUGCGGUGGGAGGCGGUUGUUCAUUACAAGAAAGGGAUAUAUUGGACUAUGUCCUCCGCAUACGAAGACAGGAGAUCUUCUAUAUGUUGCUCCAGGACUUCACGUUCCCAUUCUGUUAAGGCCGGAGUCAUUCGUCAUGCAACAGUAUCGUGGAACUUCAACAUCUGCAUCGACUUACAGAUUGGUAGGGGAAUGCUACUGCCAUGGACUCAUGAAUGGGGAAGCAAUGCCAAAGAAGAUUGAGUUGGAAUCUACAGAGCCGGAAUCUAGAGACUUGGGAUCUGUAGAGUGGGAAUCCAGGGAGUUGGAACGUAUGAUGUUGGAACUUAUAGAGUCGGAAUCUAUACAGUGGGAAUCUAUAGAGUUGGUUUGAGAAUAUUGCAUGACUUGGCUAGGCGAGUCGGAGCCCCAACUCUACCACGAUUGGCUAGGGCGAAAGUUUGGUGAAGCCAAUAUUUUCUAUUCCUAAUUACAUAUUAUAUGGCUACUUUACACAGUACGAUGAAAAGAAAAAGGGGAACCGCAAUAUGUAUAGACAAGUAUAGGCUUGCACUCGACGUUGAGUCGAAAUGAGUAGUAUCUAACCCCCGGAUU